UCUAACAUCAUUAACAUUUCAACACCCACUGCUGCCAAUGAAACAUGGAGGUGUCUUCAUUCGGCUCAUCAGUAGUACGAUGACCGGUCUGAUGGACGUCCUGCAGUUCUUGACCUGAUACAUGUGGACUCGUGGAGGAUGAAACACAACAAAUGGCUGUUUAAAUACUCGUUGAAACUGAGAGCCAAACAACUUGGGAGCUGGUAACUGGAUAGAAGAGGGGACCGCGAACAGUCAUGGGAUGUGGUGUCUCAAGGUCCAACCAGUUCCACAAAAACACCGGCAAAGGAGUCACAAGUAUAAAAUCUGCCAUCCUGAUUCAGCGAUGGUACCGUCAGUAUGUCGCCCGCACAGAGAUGAGACGGAGAUACACCUGGCACAUCUUCCAGUCCAUCGAAUACUCUGGAGAACAGGCUCAGAUAAAGCUUUACAACUUCCUCGGCUACCUCAUGGACAAUUUCACACCUUCGAGCAAUGAACGGAACUUGAUCUCGCACAUCUUCAGAGAAAACGAGGUAUGUCGGGACGCAGAGUGGGAGCGGUACUUCUGCUUCAAGAACAUCGAAGUGCCGGAGAUUUACUCAGGACCUCACCUCACCUUCCCUCUGACGGUGGAGCAGGCGGUCGGCCUGGUGGAGGCCUUCAGGAACAAGAAACAGCUGCACUCACGCUACGUCCUUGAGCUCCUGCUCGAGACGUGGAAAGUGCUCAAGAUGAUGCCAAAUAUCAACCGCGUCUCCACCUGCCAGAGCAAAGAGAUCACUAUUUGUGGUGAUUUGCACGGACAACUGGAAGACCUGCUGCUGAUUUUCUACAAGAAUGACAUGCCGUCCUUGGAGAAGCCCUAUGUGUUUAACGGAGACUUUGUGGACCGAGGCAAAGACUCCAUUGAGAUCGUCCUCAUCCUGUUUUCAUUUCUGCUCGUCUAUCCGAGUGAAGUCUACCUGAACAGAGGAAACCACGAGGACCACAUGGUCAACCUGAGGUACGGCUUCACAAAGGAGGUGUUGAUUAAAUACAAGAUGCACGGCAAACGGAUCCUGAAGCUGCUGCAGAAGAUUUUCAGCUGGUUGCCAUUAGCGACUGUGAUCGACCAGAAGGUGCUGGUACUCCACGGCGGGAUCUCCGACUCCAUGGACCUCAGUGUCCUUGCCAGAGUGGACAGACGAAGCUAUGUUUCAGCGCUGAGGCCGCCGAAGAAGAGACACCAGAGCGCUGCGGGGAUGUCCAUCGACUCUGACUUGGACGAGGUAGUCUGGUCCCCCGACAAGUUCUUCAAGCGUCGGAAAUCCCUCACCUUUCCCAAACCCCUUCACCGCGACAGCUUCCCGAACCGCUCGCUGCAGGACUUCUCCGACCGGAUCAAUUUGAGAAUGGUGGACGAGGCGGAGAUCAACAGGAGACAGUCCAUUUUAAGCCAGGGACUCAACACAGCAGUAGAUGAGACUCGGUCUUUGUCCUCGGAGUCUCUCAGCAGUUUAAAUGCCAUUGACGAGUGGAAGCUGAUCCUGGACCUGCUGUGGAGCGACCCGAUGACCCAGGACGGCUGCGUACCCAACGAGGUGCGUGGCGGAGGCUGCUACUGGGGCCCUGACGUCACCGAGGACUUCCUGAGCAGACACAACAUGCAACUCAUCAUCCGCUCCCACGAGUGUAAACAGGAAGGUUACGAGUUCUGCCACAAUCGUAAGGUUCUCACUCUGUUCUCCGCCUCCAAUUACUACGAAGUGGGAAGCAACAGGGGGGCCUAUGUGAAGUUGGGUCCAGACCUUGUGCCUUAUUUAGUCCAAUACCAGGCCAGCAGCAUGAUCAGAGAGCUCACCGUGAGGCAAAGUGUCGGGCGUAGUGAGCGUUCAGCCCUCAAAGUCCUGCGGGAGCAGCUGUUUUCGCACAAAUCUGACCUCAUCUGUGCCUUCAAGAAGUUGGACAGCGACAACACAGGUCACUUGUGUCUGAACGACUGGGCCUGUGCAGUGGAGAGCGUGUUGCACCUCGGUCUUCCCUGGAGGGUGCUGCGCUAUCAGCUGGUCACCAGUAAGACCAGUGACGGCAUGAUCAACUACCACGAGUGGUUCAACGAGCUCGCCAUCAAAGGAGCCAACACGGAACACAUUGACCAGAGUCUGCUUGAGACUUUGUAUCGUCACCGCUCCACCUUGGAGACCAUCUUCAGAAUCGUAGACACCGACAACUCAGGCUUCAUAACCAUCGAGGACUUCCGGCAGACCUGGAAGCUGCUGAGCGUCUACCUAAAGAUGGAGAUCACGGAGGACGCCAUCUCCGACCUGGCCGUCACCAUCGACCGCAACCAGGACGGCAGCAUCGACAUUGACGAGUUCAUGGAGGCCUUCCGCCUCACGGACAAGAAGAGCCGGCUGGAGAGAGGACGCAGCAUGUUCAUGGGGACGGCCACCGACCUCACCAAGCUGGACACAGACCCCAACAUUUAGCAGAGAGAGACUGAAAACAGAGAGCGACCUCAGCUCAGUCAGCAGAGAGGAGAGAGGGAGGGGGGGAGAAGAAGCCAACGCAAGCUGCUUCUAUGACGCAUUUUGAGACGUAGGAUGCUGCUGAGCAACAGCCGCGCAGAUCACAUGGGAUUAGAGAGAGGAUAGAGUUCAGGGCAUUUGACAGCGAAUGUUCAUUUUACAUUUUGAUGCAGGUUCAUCCACUGAGGAAGUGUGGGUGAAACACAACGGCAUCUUAUCUCUCUUAUUAUGUUAGAAUUGUUAAAAACUGUAAAACUGCAAAGACAAAAUCCACAAACACAGAAACAAAAAGGCAUCAUAUUUAGAGUACAUACUUAUUAAAAUAAUAUUAGAUGUUGCAUUUAA
This is a messenger RNA of Sebastes umbrosus (honeycomb rockfish), 2834 nucleotides long. RefSeq names its product serine/threonine-protein phosphatase with EF-hands 2. The transcript has 19 exons. The record is from RefSeq and is a predicted model, not a curated record. Gene Ontology annotation, molecular function: manganese ion binding; Hsp90 protein binding; calcium ion binding. The coding region runs from base 237 to 2450 and encodes 737 amino acids. Gene Ontology annotation, cellular component: nucleus; cytosol. NCBI's taxonomy places the organism in Eukaryota, Metazoa, Chordata, Actinopteri, Perciformes, Sebastidae. Gene Ontology annotation, biological process: detection of stimulus involved in sensory perception; negative regulation of MAPK cascade.